UCUGACGGCGUGGGAUCUGAACCAACAGAUUAUUCAACGCUUGCACAACUGAAAUGAACUGUUUUGACGUCUUAUGAACUGGAAGAGAUUAGUGUCUGCGGCUGGCGAACCAGUAUUCUCAUACUAAUGCAAACUGGUUAAGAUGUCAUUAUGGGUGGCACCUUUGGGACGAGGUGUGGACUGCCUGCAGUCUUGCUUUGUCUGGCAGCUCUCCUCUGCGCCAAUCUGCUGCUGUAUUUCUACCUAGAUGCCCUGUAUCAGGACACUAACCCUCUCUCAGCACAUACGCAGUGCCCGCUUCGCCACUUUAAAGUGGGCACCAUGACCACCUGUACCCCUUGGCUUCAGUGCCCCGAAAUUCGUGCUGAGGUCCGCCAUGUGAAGCUCAUUGGACAAGGGGCUGUGAAGAAGGUUUAUCUGUCCGAGUGGCGAGGGCAGAAGGUGGCGCUCUCCAUCUUGUCAUCGGAGCAGUAUACAGAUGAUUUCCUCCAUGGACUGUCAAUGCUACGUGCCUUGCAGAGCGCCCACGUCGUGACGCUUGUAGGGGCGUGUGAAGAGGAUGGUGUGUUUGUUACAGAGUAUCACCCUCUGGGAUCAGCACUGACGCUCGAUGCCACCCUCGUGCAAGACCGAUAUCGCUGGCGAAACUCCUGCCAUACUCGACUACAGCUGGCCAUAGACUACGUCGCCUUCCUGGCGUACCUGCACAGCAGUCCGGUGGGCAUCCGAGUCAUGUGUGACUCCAACGACCUGCACAAAACUCUCAGCCAGUUUCUGCUCGCAUCCGACAUGCGUCUGUUGGCCAACGACCUGGAUGCGCUGCCUGAGGUGGAGAGGGGACGUCGAGGGGUGAAGUGCGGUCACCAUGAGCUCACCGGGGACUUCGUUGCUCCUGAGCAGUUGUGGCCUUACGGCGAGGAUGUGCAGUUCUCAGAUGAAGCCAUGCCUGGUUACGAUGAAAAGACGGACAUCUGGAAGAUUCCAGAUGUGACACGUUUCCUAUUGGGGAAUGUCCUGGGAAGUGAUGUCAUCCAUUUUCACUUGUUUCAGAUCUACACAGAGUGUAAGAGGAAGGAGCCUCACAUGCGGCCGACGGCGCUUGAGGUCCUCAGUGUGUAUCGCUCUGUCUACGACAGCAUGAUAGAGAGUCAAUCACAGAGAGUUAGAGAUAUGUUGUAGAGCAUAAUGGUCAUUAAAGGGAUAGUUCAACCAAAAAUGAAAA
Messenger RNA from Sinocyclocheilus rhinocerous, 1222 nucleotides. RefSeq names its product protein O-mannose kinase. Bases 151 to 1179 code for a protein of 342 amino acids. The transcript has 3 exons. Gene Ontology annotation, molecular function: ATP binding; carbohydrate kinase activity; protein kinase activity. Lineage: Eukaryota; Metazoa; Chordata; Actinopteri; Cypriniformes; Cyprinidae. Gene Ontology annotation, cellular component: endoplasmic reticulum membrane. Gene Ontology annotation, biological process: carbohydrate phosphorylation; protein phosphorylation; protein O-linked glycosylation. The record is from RefSeq and is a predicted model, not a curated record.